Molecule: messenger RNA, 1224 nt
Organism: Triticum turgidum subsp. durum (durum wheat)
Lineage: Eukaryota; Viridiplantae; Streptophyta; Magnoliopsida; Poales; Poaceae
Source: the annotation of a GenBank genome assembly
AUGGCAGAAGCGGCCGUCGGCGGGCCUCACCUCCCUGAGGAGAUCGUUACCUGGGAGAUUCUCAUCCGCCUGCCGCCGAAGCCACUCGUCCGGUGCCGCGCCGUCUGCCGCUCCUGGCACCGCCGCCUCACCUCCGACGCCAAAUUCCUCCUCGCCCACCACCGCCGCCAGCCCUCGCUCCCUCUCGUCACCACCGGAGAAACCCAUGAGAGAAGGAUCGACGCCCUGGACCACCGCACCCGCGAGCGGCGCCCUGUCGCGCGGACGGCCACCGCCGAGGACCUCGACGUGCUCGCCUCCUGCGACGGCCUCCUCAUCCUCGUCGCCUACGGCGCCCUCCACAUCUGCAACCCGGCGACUCGCCAGCGCGCCCCUCUCCCGCUGCUUCACGCCGCCUGCAUCUCCGGGCUGUACCCUCACCGCCCGUCGGGGUCGUACCGAGUGCUGUGCUGCUUGAAGAGAGCCGAGGACGGCCGUGCCGUGUACCACGUGCACACCGUCGGAUCCAGCGAGCUCAGGUGCGUCGGGCAGCCUCUCGAUCCGUGGGCGUCCGGGCAUCAGGUGCAUGCGCUGCCGAUGAUGCUCUCUUGGCACCCGCUCGUGCUGGCAGACGGCAGAUUUUACUGGCACCCCGUGCAUUUGCCUGGUGGCAGCGGCAAGGUCAACGACAUGCUGGUGUUCGACACCGUGGCUGAGUCUUUCCAGCAUAUGAUUUCGCCCGUCGAGGGCCCCCUUCUUGAGCUGUUUGAGAUGAACGACACUCUUGGAUUGUAUGCCUUCCGCGGUAGCACAGCUGAUCUUUGGGUGCUACAGGAUCACCACAGCUGGGCCUGGUCAAUGAAGCACCGGAUCAAAUUGCAGGUGGCGGCCUUCUCUCUAGUGCCGGACAUCCAAGGAGAUUUGCUCCUCCUUUCUCGAAAGGGAAAGACAGGCAUUCAGUGGCAAUAUCUGCAGUAUAUUUCUGGUGCCGAUGGCAGUUUGUCCAAACGGUAUGAAUGGAGCGUGUUUCUGAAUCUUAAGAAACAUAGGUUCAGAGAAAGCCUUGUUCCGCAUUCCUUCUUCUUGAUGGAUGGCAAUAAUGGUGGUGGUGUGGAUGGAAAGCCGUUGUUCGAUGGGUUGUCAACUGUGGCGGUGCUUCCUGAUGAUAAUUCGAGCUUCACUAAGGAACCCGUGAUGGACAAGUCCGGUGAAUCGUCACAGGAGCCUUCUCAAAGUGAAUGGUAG